Messenger RNA from Exophiala aquamarina CBS 119918, 552 nucleotides. RefSeq lists its product as uncharacterized. The coding region runs from base 17 to 376 and encodes 119 amino acids. The transcript is spliced from 2 exons. The record is from RefSeq and is a predicted model, not a curated record. NCBI's taxonomy places the organism in Eukaryota, Fungi, Ascomycota, Eurotiomycetes, Chaetothyriales, Herpotrichiellaceae.
CAGCAAGGUCAACAGUAUGGCCAACAACAGAACUACGGAAGUGGCUAUCCUCAGGAUCAAAACUUCGGCCCGCCCCGCCGUCAAGACUCCUUCGGCCCUCCAUCUCAUGGUGGCUUCCAGCACGGCCAAGCCGGAGGUCAAUAUGGUCAAUAUGAUGCCAGCAAUCCACAAGGCCAACCCAACUACUAUGGCUCUCAGGCUGGCGACGCUUAUGCGCAGAACCAACAGUACCAGCAACAGUGGGCGCAGGGGGGCCAACAACAGGGUCAACAACCAUAUGGAGGCGAACACCAAUUCGCCAAACAAUCUUCAGACCCCAACGCUCCCAACUAUGAUCCCAACGCACCACCCAUGUCGGAUCAGGACAGAGGCUUAAUGGGCGCCAUCGGAGGAGGUCUAGGCGGUGGUCUCCUAGGAAAGAAAGCCAACCAUGGUUUCUUGGGCACAAUCGGCGGAGCCAUUCUAGGAAGCGUGGCCGAAGAUCUUUUCAAAGACAAGAAGAAGAAACACGGCAGCUCCAACAGCAGCUGGGGAGGUUCUGGCAGAUACUAA